Tinamus guttatus (white-throated tinamou) is the source of this 787-nucleotide messenger RNA. NCBI's taxonomy places the organism in Eukaryota, Metazoa, Chordata, Aves, Tinamiformes, Tinamidae. The record is from RefSeq and is a predicted model, not a curated record.
CCCGGGGAGGUGGCGUAUGGCUCUGCUACAGCUCCUUCCCACUCCCUCUCCUCUGCCUUGCACUGCUUCCCUCCCCAAAAACCCGACAGGGGAUAAUGCUUCCUGAAUACAUGAUGAAGUGAGUAGUCAGGCUGGGCUCCGCCGCUGCUGCUGGGAGUGAGUGAGUGUGUGAGUCUGUGCAUUGAGGCAUCUCUGCACUGCAGCCUCCUCCUACAUCCAGCCAGAGAGAAAGAGAAAGGCACAGAGGGAAGGUGGCUUGUUGCAGUGCAAGGCACUGGCCCCUGCGAAGAAGCAAAUCCCCUGCAGCCACCCGAGGAAGGAGCGAAGCAGCCCCUGAGCAGGGAGGCAGGCAGCAGGCGCCAUGCUGAAUAACCUGACGGACUGCGAGGAUGGCGAUGGGGGUGCGAAUCAAGGCGAUGGCAACCCCAAGGAGAGCAGCCCCUUCAUCAACAGCACGGACCUGGAGAAGGGCAAGGAGUACGACGGCAAGAACAUGGCCCUCUUUGAGGAGGAGAUGGACACCAGCCCCAUGGUGUCGUCCCUGCUCAGCGGGCUGGCCAACUACACCAACCUGCCGCAGGGCAGCCGCGAGCACGAGGAGGCCGAGAACAACGACGGCGGCAAGAAGAAGCCGGUGCAGGCUCCACGGAUGGGCACCUUCAUGGGCGUCUACCUGCCCUGCCUGCAGAACAUCUUCGGGGUGAUCCUCUUCCUGCGCCUCACCUGGGUGGUGGGGAUUGCCGGCAUCAUGGAGUCCUUCUGCAUGGUCUUCCUCUGCUGCUCCUGU